This is a messenger RNA of Plasmodium yoelii, 906 nucleotides long. Its product is annotated as PIR protein. NCBI's taxonomy places the organism in Eukaryota, Apicomplexa, Aconoidasida, Haemosporida, Plasmodiidae. The coding region runs from base 1 to 906 and encodes 301 amino acids. The transcript is spliced from 3 exons. The record is from RefSeq and is a predicted model, not a curated record.
AUGGAUAAAAAUCUGUGUGAAAAGUUCGAGGAUGUAUGGGAGGUUUUUCCCGAAGAAUUGACCAGUGAUAAAAAUUAUCAAUUAAAAAAAGGAAAUUUCUUAGAAAGUUAUUGUUAUAAUGAUGGAUGUGAAGGUAAUCUCGAUAAAAUUAAUGCCGGAUUUUUUUAUUUGCUUAAUAAAUUCUUUGGCAGUUCUGGGCCAUCGUAUUAUGCGGAAAAUAAUAUAAAUGUUGUUGAUUAUACUAUUCUAUGGUUAAGUUAUAUGUUAACCCUAAAGGAAAAUGAAUUUAAAAAUAGUAUACAACAUUUUUAUACCACAUUUAUAAAUAAUAAUGCAAAAUAUAAAAGUACUGUAGAAAAUGUUAAAGGUUGUAGUACUUUUAAGGAUAUUAUAGAUAAAAGACACAAUUUGAUGAAUAAGGACAUGGAUAAAAAUAUGAUAUCUACAUUGCAUGAUGCAUUUAAAUUAUUAUGUAAAAUGUAUACUGAUUUUGAUGAAGACACGUCAAAUUGCAAAAAAUGCUCGGAAAAAGCUAAUGAUUUUGUUGAAAAAUAUAAAAACCUUAAGAAUUAUUAUAGUAUUCCUGGAAACGAUUCAUAUAAUAAAAUGUUGUCUACUUUAUCAACUGAUUAUAAUAAAUUAAAAGAUAAAUGUAACGAUACUUUAAGCUUUCCAUCUAUAGAAACAAUACAAAGUUCUGAACAAAAAUCUGGAUUCAUUUCUGAAGUUGCAUCAUCAAGUUCGUCGAUAACAAAUAAAUUAAUUUCAGUUUUAUCGAUAUUUGGUGUAAUAGGAUUUCUUUUAGGAAUUUCUUAUAAGUAUUCGUUAUUUGGAUUUCGGAAACGAUUUCAAAAACAAAAAUUAAGAGAAAAACUAAAAAAUAUAAAGAAGAAAAUGAAUCAUUAA